Molecule: messenger RNA, 1006 nt
Organism: Thamnophis elegans (Western terrestrial garter snake)
Lineage: Eukaryota; Metazoa; Chordata; Lepidosauria; Squamata; Natricidae
Exons: 2
Coding region: 46-969 (307 amino acids)
Biological process (GO): virion assembly
Source: RefSeq, a predicted model, not a curated record
GGAGGGACAAGCCAAUUUACCCCAGGGCAGUGGCCUGGUUCUCCGAUGCCCGUAUUAAGUCCACAGGGAGGGGAGAACCCAGUUUGGACUCCUGAUUGCCACACACCCCCUAUCCUGUUCUUAAUGCCAUACACAGAGGGGGUUGAUGAGAAAACAGGAUAUUCAAAGGACAAAUUGGAUAGUGCAAGGAAGAAUUUAAUAAACCAAUUGGGUGAAGAGGAACAGGUUAAGCAAUUUCCUCUAAGAGAGACCCCGAAUGGAGUAAAUGCCCAAGGGGCCCCAAUUAUAACAUAUGUACACGAACCGCUAAGGGCAACGGAGGUUCGGGCAUUUAAAAAGGAAAUGAAAAACUUCAUUGAGGAUCCAUUGACAGCUAGCGAUCAAUUGGAUUCUCUAUUAGGACCUAACAUAUAUACUUGGGAAGAAAUACAAAAUAUAAUGGGUAUUUUGUUUAGCCCCGAAGAGAGAAAUUUAAUCAGAGUAGCCGCCAUGGCAGUGUGGGAAAGAGAAAACCCUGUGGUGGCGGGAGGGAAUCAAGAUAGAGGAGAUACUAAAUAUCCCCUGGUAAAGCCAAAUUGGAAUAAUAAUGAAGCAGAGGGGAGAAGAAACAUGCAAGAUUUAAGAUCAAUAAUUAUAAAGGGGAUGAGGGAAGCAAUACCAAGAACUCAGAACAUGGCUAAAGCCAUGGAUAUAGAGCAGGGAAAGGAAGAAGCACCAGCUACAUUUUUGCAACGUCUCAAGGACGGAAUGCGAAAGUAUGCGGGGGCGGAUCCUGACGAUGCCCUAAAUGUACAGAUAGUUAAAAUUCAAUUUGUAACUAAAGCAUGGCCAGACAUUGCAAGGAAAUUACAAAAGAGAGAGAAUUGGGCUACAGAAUCUUUAGAAGUUUUGUUAAAGGAAGCGCAGAAAAUAUAUGUGAAUAGGGAAGAGGAAAAAGUGAAGAAAUUGAACACUGGUGUAGUGAAAUAGUAGAUUUAGAAACAAAAAUUAGGCCAGAUUUACAGGA